This is a messenger RNA of Neoarius graeffei (lesser salmon catfish), 2174 nucleotides long. RefSeq lists its product as uncharacterized. Gene Ontology annotation, molecular function: oxidoreductase activity, acting on paired donors, with incorporation or reduction of molecular oxygen, reduced ascorbate as one donor, and incorporation of one atom of oxygen. NCBI's taxonomy places the organism in Eukaryota, Metazoa, Chordata, Actinopteri, Siluriformes, Ariidae. The transcript is spliced from 12 exons. The record is from RefSeq and is a predicted model, not a curated record. Bases 96 to 2090 code for a protein of 664 amino acids.
UAAAGGCAAAGCAGUUGUCAUCGUCAGUGCAGUCGGGCUCAUUUUGGUUUCACUAUCACUUUGUGAAGAAGAGACAACACACACACACAUCCAGCAUGAAGCUCUGUUUCUCAGCACACACACUUGUGUAUUUGAUUAUCUCCUGCUGUGCUGUGAUCUUCAGCUCCUCCUUCAGCUCUGUGGAGGAAACCCUGAACCCACGCACCACAGUCCAGCUGCGCGAGCGCUCAGGGUUACCCGGGUUUGACCCGGGAGAUCCUGCUGCACCUUUCCGGGUUCAGACUCUCAACGGGGAGUUUGUUUAUCCGCCCACAGAGACCUCCAGGUCCUCCGUGAUCAUCCAUGCGUUCACGAAUAAAUCCGGUUUUCUAGAGUGUCUCUGGUCGUCCAACUCCUCCGUGUCUGAUCUCCUAGAGUUCCUUCCGGACAGUGCUGAGCUCCUCUUCCUGUCUCUGGAUGAUUCUGCGGCUCAGGAUGUAGUGUGGAUGAGAGAGCAGAUCUACAGGGUGGCUGCUGCUGGAGGGCACAGGGGAAAGGAAAUUUUAUCCAGGCUUCACUUCUCCCCCAUUCCUGUCUAUGCCUUGGGGAACUGGAUACCCAGAGUACUCUACUCGUGGGGAUGUGGUGGACACAACUGCGGUUUGGCGCAAGUGGUGUUCACUAGCCCAGAGUGGAAAGUUCCAGUGAUCACAAAGCGCCUGAACGCCAGGUACGACUGGCUGAAUGGGAGCUGGGAGAAAGUGCCAUACAUUCUGGUCGGGGCGGGCGACGGCUGUGAGCCCUUUCCUGCAGCUGCUGGAGCCGUGGCCUGGGUCUCUGAAAGCGGCUGCUCAUUUUUCACGAAGAUUAAAGCCAUGGAAGAUUCCAAAGCAGUCGGUGUGCUGGUUUAUGCAUUACCUGGCAACCCAAUCCAGGAUAUGAACUGCGCUGGAGAUGAGUGUAACACCACCCUGAACAUUCCUGCUGCGAUGCUGCACUGGGAGCCUGCUGUAGCUCAGGCGCUAUCAUCAGGGAAGCCAGUGAAUGUGACGUUCCAGGUCACUCCAGCACCCAAACUGUUUAUUGCGAUUGACCAGCAGGGGAUGCUGGCGGAAAUGGGCUGGUUCCUGUAUCCCACUUUCCGGUUCAUAGCCUGGCAGGCAGAGUGGUUCAACUUCAACACUGACUUGCUGGAGCGUGUGAAACAUCCUGCUGCUGUUGUUCCAGUCUUUAAUAACACACUGAUGCAAGGAAAGCAAGGAGCUCAGACCAUUGUGAAGCUUCCUAAAGACUUGUUGCAGUUUGACGUGCUGCAGCUGGACGCGGCAUUGUCGUGUCCUGGUCGCAGGGACGAGACGUGUGCUCACUGGGAUCACACAGUCCAGCUGUUCAUCUGCUGUGAUCACUCGAGUCCUUACUGUAACAUGGAGCUCGGCCGCUGGAUCACCGCCUUCCGCAGAGGAACGGGCCACUGGCUGACGGAUGUGUCUCCGCUCCUCCCUCUGCUGAACAGCGAGCGCUGUUCUCUGGUCAUGAAGACGCCGCCCUGGGCCAUGCCCUGGAUCACAUCCCUCAACCUGCGCUUCAGCCACAGCAACCAUUCUGGAAACUCCUCUGAGAUGCUUUACCCCUUUAAUCUGAUGUUUCUGUACAAGGGUGGAACCUUCGACAAGGAUUACAACUCCAGAUUUCAGGAGAUCACCUUCACCAUUCCACCUUCAACAAAAAAGGUGGAGCUGUAUGCUGUGAUCACAGGCCAUGGUAGCGAUGAUAACAAUUGCGGCGAAUUCUGCGUAACGUCGCACUUCUUCCUCAUCAAUGGCAUCCACAACAAUUCGCUGACAUUCGACUCUGCUGAUUUGCCGCUGGGCUGCGCCAUACGUGUGAGAGAGGGGGCGGUGCCUAACGAACAUGGCACAUGGCUGUACGGUCGCGCCGGCUGGUGUGACGGACUGCAGGUGGACCCCUGGAGGAUCAAUCUCACACCACAGCUUGACCUGAGCAGUUCCAACACCAUCCUCUACUUUGGACUCUACGAUGGACGGAACCCCAAUCCAACCAGAAACCCGGGCUACAUCAUCAUGUCCUCUUAUCUCGUUUUUUAUAAGUGAUUAUCAAACAUGCAUUCAGUGUGGAAAGAUUCGCUGUACAUUUUAAUGUCAUGAUUAAAAAUUUAUUUAAAAAACUAAAUUUAA